CCCACCUCGACAACCAAACAAAGAAUAUACCCAACCCCGAUUAAAAGCAAGAUCUCAACUCCCCCAGGCCCAACAUAGCUCAUUUCCUCCCCCACUUCGACGACCUCGAGCGCGAUCUCCGAUCCUCAAGCAAACCACCCACCCACCACGUGACCCCCCAAUGCGGAGCGCCCCGGACUCCGCUCUGCGCAGCCUCUCGACCGUCGGCCCCAUUCCAGCAUCACCGUCCCGUCUCCGAUCGGAGCUGUUGAUUUUCGAUCCUACUCUCUUCCUCUCAGCUCUCUUCCCCUCGUUUACCUAUUUCCUGGAUUCCUGGAAUCCCACCGGUCGCGCGCUUCCCGGUGGUUGCUGUGAAUCAUGGCUACGACUAAUGGCGCCAGAGGUUCUUCUGUCGCAUCCACGACAGGUAGUCUAGUCGAUGCCUCUGGAUACAAGUACGCCGAGAAAGAUACCAAGCCCGGGAAGAUUAAAUUGAAGAAGGCGGCGAAACCGAAGAAGAAACCUGAUGCUCCCGACUCACCACCCGGAUCUUCGCCCAUUCUGCCCGAAAUCGAUGAGAAGACGAUGGCGGCCUUUCCGACGGGGAAACCGCGCGAAGAAGAUCAUCUCGAGACUGUCAUUUGCAAGACGUGUAAGAGGCCCGUGUUGAAACAGAAUGCUGUGGAGCAUAUUCGGGGGUGUAUUCGGGCGAAGCAGGAGAAGGCGAGGAGGAAGAAGGAGGCUAGGGAUGCAGCGAAUCGGGCCAAGGAGAAGGGGGAUAAGGAUGGGGAUGAGGAGGGGGUGAGUGUUCCUGGUUCUGGCUCCGGAGGAACCGGGGCCGGGGGGGAGAAGGAGAAGGAGAAGGAGAAGGGUGAAGGGGGUGCUGGGGAGGAGUCGGUCAAGGCGCAGAAGAGUGCGAAGAAGUCGGCUGUGAAGGGUAUGGCGGAGGAUGGGACGAAGAAGGGGAAGAAGCGCAAGACGGAAGCCGGGGAGGAUGACAAGGAUAAGGAGCCUAAGAAGAAGAAAAAGAAGGAGGAGCCGAAACCUAAAGCGCCGAAACCGAAGGGCCCCGUGGAUGUUGAGAAGCAGUGUGGUGUUACUUUGCCGAAUGGUGCGCAGUGCGCGAGAUCGUUGACUUGUAAGAGUCAUUCGAUGGGCGCGAAGAGAGCUGUUCCUGGCCGUUCUUUGCCGUAUGAUAUGCUGUUGCAGGCGUAUCAGAAGAAGAAUCAGGCGAGACAGCAGAAGGCUGCUAUCGAUGCCAAUGCUCCUUUACAGGAUGAUCUGGAUAAUAAUGGGCCGGUCGACUCGGAUGAAGAGAAAGAUGCUGUCAUGGCGGCGAUUUCCCGCUCCCAUCCGCAGCCCUUGGUCACUCAUACGCUCAUCUCGACGAAGAAGAAGUAUCAGUAUGUGCGGAUCAAAGAAAUGUUGUCUCAUGCCUUGGGCGGCUCCCGGGGUGGUGGCCUCUUUUCGACGGGUGAUAGUGUCGCCUCCCCAUUUACGGAUGGUAACCUGUUCACGCCGGUGGAGGAGGUGACGACCUCGCCCAUCCCUGCGACUGUGCCUGCACCGACAGCUGCGUCGGACAACGCGACAGACGCUGGUGGAAAGACGCCGGCACAAGCUCCUAAGAAGCUACCCGUAGCGGCCAGCUCAUCUCCGAACCUCCGCAGAUGGAGUCAAAGCUACCUUCUUGCCUCAAUGCGCCUGCUCUCACUUUCUCGACCCAACCUCCCCGUCCACUCACCACCACCACGCCCCCUGUAUGCCUCUUCUCAAAUCCGACUACUGCGAAACACAUUUACCCCGGCGCCUGCGGGCGAGAGCUCUUACCCUCACCCCGACCACCACCACUACUCCUGGCUAUCCCUCAGCUCAUUCACUCCUCGCACCCCUCUCCAACCACCCCCCUUUCUCACCAUGGGCAACUCCGUCCCCGACCUCGACGCCGUCGGCAUCAAAGCCGAACCCGAACUCGCAGACCAAUUCCGCCGCGAAGUGGCCACCCUCCUCGGUCGCAACAACCUCAACUUCCCCGGCGCGCAACCGGUCAGUUUUUCGACGCGGCAUCUGACCGAGCUCCAAAAAGAAGACUACUACGUGUGCGAAAAGACGGACGGCAUUCGAUGUCUGAUGUACUUUGCCCGGGGAGACCCGGAGUCUGACAUGCCGGAAAUUCACUACCUGAUCGACCGCAAAAACGAGUACCGCUACGUGCCGGGCCUGCACUUCCCCUUGCCCGACGAUGAUACGUUUCAGAGCUUCCAUGUCGAUACGCUGGUGGAUGGCGAGCUGGUAAAUGAUACCUACGAGGACGGAUCCCAGCAACUCAAGUUCCUGGUGUUCGAUUGUUUGGUGCUUGAUGGGCAGAGUCUGAUGCAUCGGACGCUGGAUAAACGGCUGGCGUAUUUUAAGGAGAAGGUGUUGAAGCCGUAUAAUGCGCUGUAUGAGCGGUUUCCGGGGGAAAAGGAACAUCGGGCCUUUGCGGUUGAGGAUAAGUCGACGCAGUUUAGUUAUGGGAUUGAGAUGAUGUUUCGGGAUAUUAUCCCUAAGGUGAAGAAGAUUCAUGGCAACGACGGUCUGAUCUUUACCUGUCGGAGUACCCCGUAUCGCAUUGGGACGGACGAGCAUAUCCUGAAGUGGAAGCCGCCGUCGGAGAAUACGAUCGAUUUUCGCAUGCGCUUGGAGUUCCCGCUGCUGGAACCGGAUACCGAUGAUGAGGCGGAGGGGGUGACGGAGCCAUACCUGGACUACGAGGCCGUCCCGAUCUUUCAUCUGUAUGUGAUGCUCAAUUCCAACGAGUAUCAGCCGUUCGGGGAGAUGUAUGUCAGCCCGGCCGAGUGGGAGGACAUGAAGGCGCUACAGCAGCCGUUGGACGAUGCGAUUGUCGAGUGCGCCAAGGAUGACCAGGGCCGGUGGCGGUUCCAUCGGCUUCGAGAUGAUAAAGCGGAUGCGAACCAUAUCUCGACGGUGGAGAAGGUGCUGGAGAGUAUCCAGGACCGGGUGACGGAGGAGGACCUCAUCCGGGCCGCACCGGCGAUCAAGACGGCGUGGAAGAAGCGACAGGCGCUGAUGGCGGAGCGGAACAGACAAGGGGGAGCGGCGAAUGGAAGUAAUGGGGUGAAGCGGAAGUUUGAAGAGUAGCGGCUGGGGGGGAUGCUUUGACUGAUUCGGUUUGCGAGGCGUUUGGCGUUGGUGGUCGAAGAGGAUUUCAUCGGCAUGUGCCGGUGAUGUAUAGAUAGGGAGAGCAGGGCAGGGGGUUCUGGC
Molecule: messenger RNA, 3243 nt
Organism: Aspergillus ibericus CBS 121593
Lineage: Eukaryota; Fungi; Ascomycota; Eurotiomycetes; Eurotiales; Aspergillaceae
Exons: 5
Coding region: 358-3120 (920 amino acids)
Biological process (GO): 7-methylguanosine mRNA capping
Molecular function (GO): mRNA guanylyltransferase activity; ATP binding
Source: RefSeq, a predicted model, not a curated record